This is a messenger RNA of Drosophila melanogaster (fruit fly), 2863 nucleotides long. RefSeq names its product transmembrane protein 63 (gene Tmem63). Bases 179 to 2461 code for a protein of 760 amino acids. The transcript is spliced from 3 exons. Gene Ontology annotation, cellular component: membrane; lysosomal membrane. Gene Ontology annotation, molecular function: calcium-activated cation channel activity. NCBI's taxonomy places the organism in Eukaryota, Metazoa, Arthropoda, Insecta, Diptera, Drosophilidae. The record is from RefSeq and is marked reviewed.
UAUCGAUAACAGCCAGCAAAAUGAAGUAAAGUAGCGAAAGGCAAUUAUUCCAUAUACCUUUUACGACACAGGUUGCUUUUAUUGAUGAACACGAUUGAGGAUAUUAAAGGCUGAUGUUUAAUGUGAAGCUUCGCAAAAUAAGUUACUGGAAAUAAAACAUUUCACCUAAGUGAAAUUCAUGGUCAUGUCGGAAAACAGCAACAUUUCCUACUGCCAGGCGGUGGCCAAUCGCACUUCGUUCUUUACCACCGCCUAUAAUGGCAUUCCGGAAACCCUAAUACUCAACACCAUUUUCUGGGUACUCCUGAUCCUUUUGUUUACGGUUCUGCGGCACCAGGCCGGUGACUUUGGACGUCUAGCGCUGGUCAACAGCAACGGCAGCAAGAAGCGCUGGACGGAGAUUUUCUACUCGCGCGCCGCCAGUGUGGUCGAUCCCCAGCCGAGCACUUCAACGCAGGUAUCGCCUAGACCAAGUACCACCUCCCAAGGAGUUCCCGACUCCACGCCCUUGUCCCCUAUCCAGCCGGAGGAGGGGCUUUUCGGCUGGAUACGGGUUACGCUGAAGCUGCGUAAGGAGACCAUACUGCUGCAUACUGGACCGGAUGCCGUGCAUUACUUGUCCUUUCAGCAGCACCUGAUGGCUGUAAUGGCAUUGGUUACCAUAGUCUCCCUGGUCAUUAUUCUGCCUGUGAAUUUCCUGAACGGGCCCAAGGAAAAUCCGUACGAUGUGAAUGCCUUCGGACGCACCACGAUGGCGAAUCUUUCUCCGGAUUCACCUUGGCUGUGGGUGCACACGAUCAUCACGAUUCUGUAUAUUCCGCUCGUAGUGCUCAUCAUGCGGCGCGCCUCGGGACGGAAUGCCUUCAAAAAGGCAGCCACCCGCACGAUUAUGAUUUCAAACAUAUCCUCCAGCGAUCGCAACAAGACUGUGGUACGGAACUAUAUGCAGGAGCUCUUUCCGGACGUCACCAUCGAGAAUGUGUCAAUUGCGUACAACAUUUCACGACUAUACGUAAGGAACGCCGAGUUCGAGCGAGUUCAUGAAGCACGAUUGUACUGCGAGCACCAUAGGAACAGGGAUACUCUCAUGGUUAAACCAGAAAUGUGUUCCUGCAAAAAGGAGAACGCCUACGAAUAUUAUCAGCGAGAGGAGCGCAAGUUGUCCGGCGAUGUUGCCCGUCUGCGUGCUUCCACCAUGAAUGAGCCCCUGGACAUUGCGUUUAUCACCGUGUCCACUGUGCAGGAGGCCCAGAACAUAGUAACGCACUUUACACCGGGCACCUACCGCCAAUGGCACUUGGUGUUCGCUCCGUCGCCUGAUGAUCUUUUUUGGGAGAACCUAAAUGUGAAUAAGAGUCAUUGGUACUUGAAAUUCUUCUGUGUGAAUGCAGUGCUUUUUCUUGUUCUCUUCUUCCUGUCCACACCGGCCAUGGUGGUAAGCCUUCUAAACAGUCGACCAUGGGUAAAGGAAACAGAGGGUAAGAUCUCGCCCCUCGUUGCCGACUUCCUGCCCACAUUGAUGCUCUGGACUCUUUCGGCUCUAAUGCCUGUGAUUGUUGCCAUUUCGGACAAGUGGAUGCGGCACUACACGCGCUCCAAGCAGAACUACUCAAUCAUGACGAAGUGCUUUGGCUAUCUGCUUAUGAUGAUCAUGAUUCUGCCUUCCCUCGGACUGACAUCGGCACAGGCGCUGCUAGAGUGGGGAUUCUUAAAUCAGACUGAUCGCUGGCAGUGCAUUUUCCUGCCGGAUCGCGGCUCCUUCUAUGUGAACUACAUCAUUACGGCUGCGUUUAUCGGUACAGCGUUGGAGCUGCUACGCUUCCCGGAGCUGAUUGUAUAUAUCUGGUCAUUGCUAAAGGCGAAAUCCAAGGCCGAAACGCCGUACAUUCGUAAGGCUAUUCUAAUCGAGUUUCCUUUCGGAACGCACUACGCCUGGACAACGCUCGUUUUCACCAUAGCCAUUGUGUAUAGCGUUGCCUGUCCGCUGAUUAUGCCGUUCGCCAUGAUCUACAUCUGCCUAAAACACUUCGUGGAUCGCCACAACCUCUACUUUGCCUACGGUCCGUCAAACAUGAUAUCACGCAAGGGUGGUAAGAUCCACUCCACUGCAGUUACGAUGACAAAGUUCUCGGUCGUGAUCCUGGUACUGGUCAUGGCCAUGAUUUGUUUCUUCCGUGGCGAUAACGGAAUGGCUCGAUUCCUGCUGCUUAUCAUCAGCCUGGCUAUCACAUUGACUUUGUUCACCUUUAUGUCACCAAUUAAGCGGUGUGCGGCCACGCGCCGCCCAAGCAUUGUGGAAAUUGCCGGUCCGGCACCCAUCUACGUGCCCGAUGUGCUGAAAGAUAAUGGGAUAAGGACCAGCAGUGUGCGACCUUCGGCGGCAGCAUUUGGGGGCUACGGCUCCGACAGCGUGUCCGAGUACGACAGCUCACAAUACAGCGUCAACAGUGUUGAGGCGUAAAUGGUAUUAUUGUCGGGAGACACUACAAAUAUUUUUGUAAUAUAUCUACAAAAGCCACUAAGAACUUUUCAAGUUGGCAGCUUUGAUUUGCAUACGAAAGAAUGACAGGAGGAUAACAGCAAGGCAAUUUGUGAUACCUAAACCAGCCUCAAUGUCAUUUUUAAUAUGACCCCUGCACGCGAAAGCGAUAGCAAUAUUUAUUUCUGAUCUGUAUAUAAUCUACCUAAUUUCCCAAUUUUAUCUGUAACUGUAUAUAUACUAUAUUCCUUUGCUAACUGCUUAACAAAGGGCUCGACGCUGAUUUUUUGAAGCAGUAAUGCUGGUAAUAUUUUACAAAUGAAACACGAAGUGCAUUAUAUUUUCAAGUAAUUUUUUAUUUAUGGUAAAUAAAAAACUAUUAAG